AUCAAGUCAAAAUUUUCCUCAAUUUUCCCGCUUGUCGUGUUUAGGGUAGUUACAUUUUAUUUGCUAAUAAGCAUAAAUAAAUAACAACUAUGGGCAGUGACGAGGAAGAUUUAUAUCUGCAAAAGUUAAACGACUUUAUUUUCGACGAGGACAAAAUAAUAACAUUUGCAUGGCUCAGUAGAGAACUAAAAGUUGGGCCUCAAAGGGCCAGAGAGCUGUUAACAUCAUUUGUGAAAGACCACAGAUCUCUGAAACCAAAUGAUUUGUCAACAAGUUGGAUCUUGUCAGGAGUCCUCAAGGAAACAGGAAAUAUUACAGUAUGCUUGGCCAGGGAACAGGAACUUGAAGUGAAGAAGAAUCUUUUUGAUCCACUUGUAUCAGAAUUAAUUUACAGUGUGCAGAAGGCAAAUGAAGUUGAUCUUAAUGUCAUAUCUAUGGUUGACAACCUUGACAUCAAUAAAGACACAAAGUUUUUAAUAGCAGGAAGAAACUGUAUUAAGAGGAAUGUCAGAGUAAAAUUUGUGGUGCCAGAGACACAGAGGGCAGCUCCAGUUGAUAAAACUAAAGCUUCCCAUUUGUUUGGUAAAGUCAAAGUGGACACAUCUGAGCCUAAGAUUAAAAUUGAAAAGGUUUCACCCAAAAAAUCAACAACAAUUAAGAUCUCUCCUAAAAAUGAAGUAACAAAUAAAGCCAAAAAAGGCGGCUUAGCUAGUUUCUUCACAAAAGGUCCUGUCAUCAAGACGGAAACUAAACCUAAAGUAAAACCUGAAGAGGAAGUUAUAGAGGUGGAUAAGGAAGAGGAAGAAAAGAAGACAGAUGUUGUAGAGGUGGAGAAGGAGGAAACGGCGAAGCGCAAGACGGAUACUUUCUUUGAUAGUGAUACGGACGAAGAGGCGCAGAAGAUUGAGGCAAGGAACAAACGGCAAAAAGUUGAAGAGAAGUCAAAACCUAAGACUUCGAAAAGGAAGAAUGAUUCCAGUACGGAGAGACCUAAGAAAAAGCGAAAGCGAAUCGUGCAGAGAAACGAUUCCGACAGUGAUGAUAUGUUCGCUGAUGAAGAAAAGAGGGAGGACGACGAUGAAGAUAUUGUAUUAUCGGACAACGAGGAGACGUUUUCCAUUAAUGUGUCCAAAGAAACCUCGAAACCAAAGAAUAAAAGGCGGAAACAAGUUGAGAAAAACUUCAUGGACGAAGAUGGAUACAUGAUUACCAAGAAGGAAUGGGUUACAGUGAGCGCAUCCGAUAGUAGCGAAGAAGAGAAGGAGCAAAAGAAUCCUCAAACUAAAAAAGAAACUUCAUUGCCAAAAAAGAUCAGUCCGAUAAAGCCAGCCGUUAAAUUGAAGAAGCAACAGCCUGCAAACCAAAAGACCCUCAUGGAUUUGAAGAAUAUGGGAAAUAUGAAGAAGGGUCUGGAUAUGACAGCGAGCGAGGAUAGCGGCGACGAGGAUGUGUCCAGUAGCAGCGAUGUCAGUAUGAGUGAUUCCGAUUCGGAUUCUGACUCUGGAUCAGAUGUGUCUCAGAGCGAGAUUGAUACUAUGGUAACACAGUAUGAUCAUGGUGAGGAAGAGGAAGAUGAAUUGAUAAAGGCUAUCAAGAAGGAACACACAAAGAAGAGGGAUCAUCCUCCAAUGAUAAAAUGUGAAGACCAUAUUGUCAAGAUUUCGUUUCAUCCAAAUGAGGAUUUGAUAGCAGCAGCCUUGAUAACAGGAGAUGUUCUUGUAUACAGAUAUGGAAAUGAGGAAAAUAAAUUGGAAUCUACUUUGGAGCUUCACGCUAAGGCUUGCAGGGAUAUAAGUUUCAGUGGAGAUGGAAAGUAUUUGCUUUCAGCAUCAAAAGACAAAUGUGUUGUGAUCUCUGACGUUGAGACUGAGCAAAUGGUUAGAGUUUAUGAGAAAGCACAUGAGAACCCGAUUAAUUGUGAUGAUGAAGGUGUUAUAAAAUUAUGGGAUCAAAGGGAGAAUAAUCUUAAGCACAUAUUCAAGCUCAAAAAGAAUGAAGAUACCAUUACAGACAUUGUAACUCAUGAUGAAAAGAAAUAUAUGCUUUGCUCCAGUGCUGAUGGCACUUUAACCACAAUAGACUUGGCAGAGAGACAGUUCUUUGUGCAAUCUGAAGAAUAUGAAGAGGAUUUGACUGCUCUUGGUUUGUUUAAACAAGAAACUAAAUUGCUCGCAAGUACUUCGAGGGGCAAGCUACUUUUGUUUAAUUGGAACGAAUUUGGUCUGCAUAGCGAUAUGUUCCCAACGACUGAUACGAACAUCAACGCUUUAAUCCCGAUCACUGAAAAUAUCGUUGUCACAGCUUGCGACGAUGGCGUUUUAAGAGCUACACAUCUAUUCCCACAUCGACAUUUAGGUAUCGUCGGUCAACAUGAUUUGGUUAUAGAGAGCGUUGAUAUCUGCAAUAACGGAAAAUUCAUUGCAUCUAGUGGGCAUUUCAAUGACAUCAAAUUUUGGAACAUUCAAUAUUUCGAGGACUUUGAGAAGGUCGACAAGAAGAACACUAAGCGGAAAGAGUCGGAGAUGAAUCUGCCGUCGUCCAAACAAGUCCUCCGCAAUAUCAACAUAGAGUUGAAGGACAAUUGCAUGAGUGUCAGUUGCAAUAGUUGCAAGAUCAGAUUGAAGUGCAAUCACGAGAUGAAGUAUCAUAAGGCUACCCAUCAUAAUGGCAUCAAAGUCAAUCCCAUUCACUUCAAAGUUACUUGCGAAAUUUGUAAGAUGAUUUUUAGUCAUGUCUACUUGAGUUACCACAUGAAGAGUCACCUUUACAAAGUUCAUCUUGAAGAUAUAUUUGGUGGCGGGAAUACAGUCAGCGAGGGCUCUUUCUUCAUUGUAAAGUUCUGGAAAUGCGAUAUCUGCAAUUUGUACUUCAAUAAUUCCGAAGACUCCUACUUUAAUAAAAGUAAAAUAUAUAGUUUGUUUAAAAUGCCAGAAGUAAUGGAAGAACCGCAGCCGGGAUCAUCGAAAGAUUUGGUGAAGAAGAAACCGAAAAAGGGAAUUAUAUAUUUAUCGCAAAUACCAUCGCACAUGAACGUCCUUUUAAUAAGGGAAUACUUCCAACAGUUUGGUAAACUUGGAAGGGUUUAUUUAGUAUUAGACAAUAAAGAUUCAAAAACUGGGGAGAUCAAAUGGAAGCAUAUGAAAGGUUCCAGAAAAUAUAAAGAGGGUUGGAUCGAGUUUGACAAAAAAUCAGUAGCCAAAAGGGUUGCAACAUUAUUGAACAAUACCCAAGUAGACAACCGCAAAAAAUCAAAGCAUUAUGACCAAAUAUGGAGCAUGAAAUAUCUGUCACAUUUCAAAUGGAACCACCUACAUGAACGUUUAAUGUAUGAGAAUCAAUUCAGAAAGCAGAAGUUGCGUAAUGAAAUCCAGAGUGCUAAACAUAAGACAAACUUCUUCACACAAAACUUGGACUUGAAAAAGAAAAAGAAGCUGGAUCUCAUAAACAAAGAAUAUCAAGACAAAGAACUGUUUGCAGUCAAGAGCCAGGAAGAACCAGAGGUUGAUCCAGAGGAAAGAAAAGAUUUCUUCAAAACACUUUUCAAUUAGUUUAUUUACUAAGAAUACAUUUGAUUUAUUGUUUAACAGCUAUUUUUUCUUCA
Molecule: messenger RNA, 3601 nt
Organism: Nicrophorus vespilloides
Lineage: Eukaryota; Metazoa; Arthropoda; Insecta; Coleoptera; Silphidae
Exons: 12
Coding region: 90-3548 (1152 amino acids)
Biological process (GO): DNA replication; endonucleolytic cleavage in 5'-ETS of tricistronic rRNA transcript (SSU-rRNA, 5.8S rRNA, LSU-rRNA); endonucleolytic cleavage in ITS1 to separate SSU-rRNA from 5.8S rRNA and LSU-rRNA from tricistronic rRNA transcript (SSU-rRNA, 5.8S rRNA, LSU-rRNA)
Cellular component (GO): delta DNA polymerase complex; nucleus; nucleolus
Molecular function (GO): protein binding; RNA binding
Source: RefSeq, a predicted model, not a curated record